This is a messenger RNA of Bombina bombina (fire-bellied toad), 1173 nucleotides long. RefSeq names its product vasoactive intestinal peptide receptor 2 (gene VIPR2). Gene Ontology annotation, cellular component: plasma membrane. Gene Ontology annotation, biological process: cell surface receptor signaling pathway; adenylate cyclase-modulating G protein-coupled receptor signaling pathway. Lineage: Eukaryota; Metazoa; Chordata; Amphibia; Anura; Bombinatoridae. Gene Ontology annotation, molecular function: peptide hormone binding; G protein-coupled peptide receptor activity; vasoactive intestinal polypeptide receptor activity. The transcript has 12 exons. The record is from RefSeq and is a predicted model, not a curated record. Bases 1 to 1173 code for a protein of 390 amino acids.
AUGAUUAGAUGCCGAGGAGUCUGGGAUAAUAUAACAUGUUGGCACAAAGCUAAGGUUGGAGAAACAGUCAAUCUCUCUUGCCCAGAAAUUUUUCUUAAUGUUUUCAAUAGACAAGGAAAGCAAGGUUUUAUAAGCAGGCGUUGCACCAAGAUGGGGUGGACUGAUAUAUUCCCAGAUGUAAUUAAUACUUGUGGACACAAUCAAAAUGGGACAGCAGGAAAUAAGGAAGAUUUUUACUUAAUAGUUAAGGCUAUUUAUACUUUUGGACACAGUGCAUCUUUGAUCGCUCUUACAAUAGGAAGUACAAUUCUAUGUGUAUUCAGAAAACUUCAUUGUACAAGGAAUUACAUCCAUCUGAAUCUGUUCAUCUCUUUCAUACUGAAAGCUAUCUCCGUCUUAGUGAAAGAUGCUUUCCUAUAUUCCAGCACAGUUGAAUGUCCUGACUUGGCUGACUCUCUGAUUAUCUGCAAAUUCAUUUUAGUAUUUUUACAAUACUGUGUAAUGGCAAAUUUCUACUGGCUACUGGUUGAAGGACUGUAUCUCCAUACACUUCUAGUGGUUAUAUUUUCUCCAAAUAGACAUUUCACAAUGUAUCUGCUGAUUGGAUGGGGUAUCCCUUUGGUAUUCAUUAUUGUUUGGAUAUUAUCAAGGAUUUUCUUAGAAGAUACUGGAUGUUGGGAUACGAAUGAUCACAGUAUUCCUUGGUGGAUUAUAAGAACGCCGAUUAUAAUUUCAAUUAUUGUUAAUUUUUGUCUCUUCAUUAAUAUCAUACGGAUUCUGCUUCAGAAGAUACGAUCACCAGAUGUUGGUGGCAAUGACCAGUCACAGUUUAAGAGACUUACAAAAUCUACCCUUCUGCUCAUUCCGUUAUUUGGAGUUCACUAUAUGGUGUUUACAGUUUUCCCGAUGCCAAAUGCCAGCGAUUGCCAGAUAUGGUUUGAAUUGAUCAUUGGAUCAUUUCAGGGUCUUGUUGUGACUAUUCUGUAUUGCUUUUUAAACACAGAAGUGCAAGGAGAGUUAAAACGAAAGUGGAGGAGUCUGUACAUAAAUAUGGGUCGAGACUACAGGCUUCAUAGCUCUUCGGUAUCGCGGAAUGGAUCUGAAGGUGCACCGCAAUUUCACCGGAACUCAAGAGCUCAGUCCAUUUUGCAAACUGAAGCAACAGUUAUUUAA